CAUAUAUCUAUCUAUAUAUAUAUAUAUAUAUAUACAUUUUUUGUGCCGCCACUCAGCAGUAUGUCACCUGAGUUGGAAGAGAACAGCCAAGGUGAAAUCAGUGUUCCCCAGCUGGACGCAGGGAUACUGUCUGAGGAGGAGGGCAGCGCAUCAGCUCGCCCUCUGGUGCCUGUGCCUGGGGUGGGCUCAGGGUGCGAUGACGGCGGAGGGGGUGGCCCAACGCAGACCCAGGACGAUACUGCGGCUGGAAAUGGGUCUGUAACAGUACCAGCAGCGGAGAGAGAAACCUGGACCAGACAAAUGGACUUCAUCAUGUCCUGUGUGGGUUUUGCUGUUGGCUUGGGCAACGUGUGGCGGUUCCCUUACCUGUGCUACAAAAAUGGAGGAGGGGUUUUCCUGAUCCCUUACUUGUUGAUUGUGUUCAUCGGGGGCAUCCCAGUUUUCUUCCUGGAGAUUGCCCUGGGACAGUUCAUGAAGCAGGGAGGGGUCUCUGCCUGGAACAUCGCACCCCUCUUUAAAGGUCUGGGCUUGGCCUCAAUGGUGAUCGUGUUCUUCUGUAACACCUACUAUAUCAUGAUCCUGGUGUGGGGCCUCUACUUUCUUUUUCACUCUUUCACUAACCCACUGCCCUGGGCCACCUGCGGACACCCCUGGAACACCCCCAACUGUACACAGGACUUUCGACGCACCUGCCACAACCGCAGUACUGCCCAGCCUGCUCUACCAUCGUCUGCCGCCACCAACUCCAGCCUCUUCUCCUCCGCAUCUCCGCUGAACCUCUCCUCAGCCCAGCUCCUCCUCAAUGGCAGCUGCAUGGAUGCUGAGGGCCUGCGUUCUCCUGUCAUUGAGUUUUGGGAACGUAAAGUGCUUCGUCUGUCUGGAGGGCUGCACGAGCCCGGUGAUAUAAGCUAUGAGAUGGUGCUGUGUCUUAUAGCCACCUGGAUCAUUGUUUACUUCUGUAUGUGGAAAGGAGUUAAAUCUACUGGCAAGGUUGUGUACUUCACAGCUCUCUUCCCUUACCUGGUUCUGGUUGUUCUUCUUGCCCAUGGGGUCACUCUGCCUGGAGCAUUGGAUGGCAUUGUUUAUUACCUGAAACCAGACUGGUCCAAACUGGGAGAAGCACAGGUGUGGAUAGAUGCCGGCACUCAGAUUUUUUUCUCCUAUGCCAUCGGACUAGGUGCCCUGACUGCGCUGGGUAGCUACAAUCGCUUCCAUAACAACUGUUACCAGGAUGCAUUUGUGCUCGCUCUCAUCAACAGUGGAACCAGUUUCUUUGCCGGCUUUGUGGUAUUCUCUGUGCUGGGUUUCAUGGCUACAGAACAAGGAGUGGACAUCAGUAAAGUAGCCGAGAGUGGUCCAGGCCUGGCCUUUAUAGCCUAUCCCAAGGCUGUGACUCUGAUGCCUCUGGCACCGCUCUGGGCAGCACUUUUCUUCUUCAUGUUACUCAUACUGGGGCUGGACAGUCAGUUUGUCGGGGUUGAGGGUUUGAUAACGGGAAUCAUGGACAUGCUGCCCCCAAAAUCUGCCCUGGGCUCGCUUCGGCGAGAGGUAGUAGCUGCCAUCUGCUGCAUCAUCUGCUUCCUCAUUGACAUGUCCAUGGUUACUGAGGGAGGGAUGUAUGUCUUCCAGCUGUUUGACUACUACUCUGCCAGUGGCAUCACAUUGUUGUGGCAGGCCUUCUGGGAGUGUGUGGUGGUUGCAUGGGUGUAUGGCGCAGACCGUUUCAUGGACGAUGUGGCUCGUAUGAUCGGCUAUCAGCCCCUACCCUAUAUGAAGUGGUGUUGGUCCUACAUCACACCUUUUGUCUGUGUGGGAGUGUUCCUGUUCCAUGUGGUUAACUACAAGCCCCUGACCUACAACACAGUGUACACAUACCCCAUCUGGGGUGAAGCACUUGGCUGGGCGCUGGCCCUAUCCUCCAUGCUCUGUAUCCCUGUCACUGUUCUCUACAAACUACUGCGCUGCAAAGGAUCUUUGCGGGAGCGCUGGCAGCACCUAACCACACCAGUUUGGGGCAGACAUCACUUGGAGUACCUGGCCCCUGAGAGUGAGGCCAAACUGCUGCCCCCUGCAGGAACCAAGGGGACGCUGCUCUUUGAGAGUGUCAUCUGAUGAGUUGAGCUCCACAGAACAAAAGGGUCAUCUUUGACAGCAGCAGACACGUACAUACGCGAACAAACUUACAGAUUAAUUACACACCCUUCCACUUUAAAACUGUAAGAAAGACCUGGACAAUGGACCAAAGAUUAGAUUGGAGAAAAACAACCAUGUAUUCAUCACAUGCUGAUAUACCCUCUGCUCUGUUUUCUGACUCUACCUCGCUGGCUUGCCCCUCUCUUUCUGUCCCACUCCUGCGUUUGUGCUGUUCUGUCCUGUAUUGCUUUGUCUGUGUGAUGUAGUUUGUAGUUUGCAAUAUCUUCCCUUUCCACGCCUUCCUGUCCACGUUUUAAAAGCCUCACUCAACCCAAGCCGUCAUGCCAUCUUCAAUGAGCAUAAACUUAAAAGAGUCUGAUGAGUUGUUUUAAAAUUAAAGACCUCAUAUCUGCUGCUGAUAAUGCCACGGUCUUAAUGCUUAUGUGUGUAGAUGCACGUAUGCCUGUGCCCUUGUGUUUAUAACCCAUGUCCCGUGCGUGUGUGCGUGUCUGUGUGAACGGGUGUUGCGUUAGACCGUGGGCCACGGUCUGUGGCGAUGGUAUUUUCCAUUUAUAUGUAACAUUGCCUUCAGCCAUUGUUUCCUGCCAACUGUUCUCUGUGAAUUAACUGUACAAAAAAACAACUUCCAUUAGUUAAAAACUAAAAUUAUCAUGACAAGCAAUGCACCACCAAUUCCAGCUAUGUAUUAUAAACUAACUUAAGUAUCCAGUGUGUUGUACGGUCUGUGAAUCAGUGUUAAUAUUUGGAGGGGAUGAUGAUUAUUAUUUCCAUGUGAAGAGAAGGAGAGAAACCCCUGGGUGAGCUGUUUAAAGAGCAGGAGGCUGGGAUGACAUAGAAUUGCUGUGACGCCUGAUGAGAUGCAAUAAAUGGCCAGAUAAAGAUGGAUGUAAUGUG
Molecule: messenger RNA, 3048 nt
Organism: Pundamilia nyererei
Lineage: Eukaryota; Metazoa; Chordata; Actinopteri; Cichliformes; Cichlidae
Product: sodium- and chloride-dependent creatine transporter 1
Exons: 14
Coding region: 61-2112 (683 amino acids)
Biological process (GO): nitrogen compound transport; sodium ion transmembrane transport; amino acid transport
Cellular component (GO): plasma membrane
Molecular function (GO): gamma-aminobutyric acid:sodium:chloride symporter activity
Source: RefSeq, a predicted model, not a curated record